Messenger RNA from Closterium sp. Naga37s-1, 942 nucleotides. Lineage: Eukaryota; Viridiplantae; Streptophyta; Zygnematophyceae; Desmidiales; Closteriaceae. The record is from the annotation of a GenBank genome assembly.
AUGGCAGCUGAAGUGAGUCCAUCAUCAACAGGCCUGUUACUCGGCGUCGGCGGCGUUACCUUCUGCAGUUUGCCGCAAGGACCGGUCACAGGCAUCACCAUGGGUAGUUCCCCUAGCCACGGCAGCCAUAGCUCCCACGACAAGAGUUGGGACCACCCCGCGUCUGCCGCGCAAUCCCCUCCAUCAACCGACGCGUUUGCGCGUUCUCCAGCUGCGGAAACAGCAGACGAGCACGGUUCAGACACAACACCCACGCGAGGAGCCGCGGAGGCAGCGACGGCGGAAGGCGAGAGUCAGUCUGUAUGUCAGGUUCUGCGGUGGGGCCAGAAGAAGCGGUUGAGGUACGUUCGCAGUCAAAACCCUACCACCAGCAGCCCUGCUUCCCAUCCUUCCGUGCUGGCUGGCGCUCCUGUGUCGAGUAUUGCAGCGAUCUCUGCAGUCCGCGCAGUGUGUAAGGACGAGAAGAAGGGUGCGUGGGAGGAGGAGUGGAGGGAGAGCGGCGAGCGUGCGGGAGAGGAUGCAUGCCGGUUGCGGGUUGCAUGCGGGAGAGGGGCGAAGAAGGGCGGAGAAGCGUGCGAGAUGGAGGGAGCGGAGGAGAAUAAAGCAGCGGUAAACAGGAUGGAGGGAGAAUCGGUGAAGGAAGAGGCUGGACCAGCGGCGGCGGCGGCAGCUGCGGCAGCAGCGUUGCCAACAGCAGCAGAAGCAGCUGCUGUGGUUCCCAAGUUUCUCAUCAGCUUGUCGCGCGUUGAAAAGGAGGAAGAUUUCUGGGCCAUACGAGGAGGGAGGCUUCCUCUGCGGCCGAAGAAGCGAUCAAAAGCAGCGGAGAAAGGUGUCCAGCGUCUUCAACCUGGCGCUUGGCUGACUGGAGUGUGUUGCGAGCGGUAUCAAGUGAGAGAGCGGAAAUCAAAAAAGGUGUGUAGCAUGGUUCUCGAUGUGGCUUAG